Molecule: messenger RNA, 480 nt
Organism: Meyerozyma guilliermondii ATCC 6260
Lineage: Eukaryota; Fungi; Ascomycota; Pichiomycetes; Serinales; Debaryomycetaceae
Exons: 1
Coding region: 1-480 (159 amino acids)
Molecular function (GO): ubiquitin-like protein transferase activity
Source: RefSeq, a predicted model, not a curated record
AUGAACUUGGCCCAAUUCAACCAUGCAAUUUCCACUUUUCACAAAUUUGUAGCCGACAACCUAUACCACCAAAACAAACCAGUUCCGGUCACUGGGUACUGUAAGCAUGCUGAAAAUAGAAAGUAUAGUUUCAUGGUAAUGGAAAUCAAUGAAUAUCUGAUCGAAUCAGUGAUAACCUUCCAUCCAUUUUAUCAAGUUCCAGUAAUGUAUUUUCGAGUUUUGAGCAAUUCCAACAACCAGGCUUUGUCAAUUGACCAAAUUGCAAAAAUAUUUUCAGAUUUCUCCCCAACUUCAGUAACAUUGGAUUCACCCGAAGUAGUACCAGGAGUAUGGUUUUGCAUCCAUCCGUGUGAAACAGCCCAGCAAAUGGAAACUUGCUCCACCACCAAUCCAGAAGAGUACCUUCGAUUGUGGUAUGCUUUUUACGGCGUGGGAGCUACUUUUCCCACCAUCAGUGUACGGCCUACGAUAAAUGACUAA